Aspergillus pseudonomiae is the source of this 819-nucleotide messenger RNA. Its product is annotated as fumarylacetoacetate hydrolase family protein. The transcript is spliced from 3 exons. Lineage: Eukaryota; Fungi; Ascomycota; Eurotiomycetes; Eurotiales; Aspergillaceae. The coding region runs from base 1 to 819 and encodes 272 amino acids. The record is from RefSeq and is a predicted model, not a curated record. Gene Ontology annotation, molecular function: acetylpyruvate hydrolase activity.
AUGGCGGCAUUCAAAAACCUUGUCCGGUUUGCAACCGGUGAACAACAGUACUAUGGAGAACUCAUCAGGACCGAGAACAACCAGUUUACUGUGCAACAGUUCGACGGCAACCCCUUCGACGGACUGGUCUUGACAGACAAGGUCCACCAUGUUAGCAGUCUUCUAUCCCCAGUUGAAAAUACUCCCCUCAUCAUCUGUAUCGGGCUCAACUACAAGGAACAUGCCAAAGAAGCCAAUCUGACUGUCCCAACCUAUCCGCCUGUUUUCACCAAGCCUGCCGAUGCCCUCGCGGGUCCCUUCGAGUCCAUUCGUAUCCAUCCCGACGCUCAAUCACAUCUCGACUACGAAGGUGAACUGACCGUUGUCAUCGGGAAGGAUGCCAAAAACAUCUCGGCGGAGGACGCCUUAGACUACGUUCUCGGUUACACCGCCGGAAACGAUCUCUCUGCUCGCAACUUCCAGCUCCCAGAGGCGUCAGGGGGCCAGUUCUGUUAUGCCAAGUCCUUCGAUAAGUUCGCACCGAUCGGACAUGUUCUCGUCGCCGCCCAGGAAAUCAAAGAACCCCAGGGACUCAAUUUGGUCACGAGGGUGAACGGCGUGCCAAAGCAAACCACCAAUACCAGUGAUAUGAUCUGGGGGGUGAGAGAAAUUGUUAGUCAUUUAUCAAGGGGCACGACGCUGAGGAAGGGUACCGUUAUUAUGACGGGCACACCAUCGGGCGUAGGGUUCUUUCGGAAGGAGUUUUUGAAAGAUGGCGACGUGGUUGAAGUGGAACUCGGGGGUGUGGCGAAGGUGGAGAAUACGAUUAGCUAUGAGUAG